Messenger RNA from Colossoma macropomum (tambaqui), 1706 nucleotides. It is a transcript of the gene htr1ab, whose product is annotated as 5-hydroxytryptamine (serotonin) receptor 1A b. The record is from RefSeq and is a predicted model, not a curated record. Gene Ontology annotation, cellular component: plasma membrane. The coding region runs from base 165 to 1394 and encodes 409 amino acids. Gene Ontology annotation, molecular function: G protein-coupled serotonin receptor activity. Lineage: Eukaryota; Metazoa; Chordata; Actinopteri; Characiformes; Serrasalmidae. Gene Ontology annotation, biological process: regulation of behavior; regulation of vasoconstriction; regulation of hormone secretion. The transcript has a single exon.
CGUAGGUAACUGACGUAUCAUCCGGGUCUGCUAUAUAAACGCUCGCGCCACGCCACAGCCCUUCAGUGAUGAUGUUCCUGCCUCGCCUCGCGUGCGCUCCUGUGGAAGGGGGGCUGUAGGGGACCGCAGCUUCUUCCACUUUGGCGCCCCGCGUUCCCCACGAGAUGGAGGAAGAACACAACCUGUCUUCAUUAUUUCAGAACGACAGUGGCUUCUAUUACCAAAACGACACGGUGGCUGUGUCUGCCAAGGUUCCUCUGAGUUACCAGGUGUCCACGUCUCUACUGAUCGGCGCGCUGAUCCUCUGCUCCGUCUUUGGAAACGCGUGCGUCGUGGCGGCCAUCGCGUUGGAGAGGUCACUGCAGAAUGUGGCCAACUACCUGAUCGGCUCGCUCGCCAUUACGGACCUCAUGGUGUCUGUGCUCGUGCUGCCGAUGGCGUGCCUCUACCAAGUUCUGGACAAGUGGACCCUCGGGCAGGUGACCUGCGACAUCUUCAUCUCUUUGGACAUCCUGUGCUGCACGUCCUCGAUCCUGCACCUGUGCGCAAUAGCUCUGGACAGAUACUGGGCCAUCACUGACCCUAUCGACUACAUGAAGAAACGGACACUCAAGCGAGCCGCCGUGUUGAUCAGCGUCACCUGGCUGGUGGGCUUCUCCAUAUCCAUCCCACCCAUGCUGAUCAUGAAGUCGCAGCCCAAGAGCAAGGCGGAAGACAUCGCCAACCCCGAGGCGUGCACCAUCAGCCACGAUCCGUGGUACACCAUCUACUCGACCUUCGGCGCCUUCUACAUCCCGCUCAUCCUCAUGCUCGUGCUCUACGGACGCAUCUUCAAAGCCGCGCGCUUCCGCAUCCGCAAGACGGUGAGGAAAUCGGAGAAGGUGAAGUGCCUGACCGUGUCGCCGGCUCUCUUGAAGAAGUCCAACGGCGAGCUGAAGAGCUGGAGGAGCAGCGUGGAGCCCAAACCGGACGCGUGCGCCAACGGCGCGGCGAAGCGCGCGGACGACGGCGAGUCUUUGGAGAUCGUGGAGGUGCAGGGCGCGAAAAGCACGCUGCCUCUGCCCAGCGCGCCCAGCCAGGUGCCGCUGUUCGAGAACAGGCACGAGAAGAACACGGAGGCCAAGAGGAAGCUCGCCCUGGCGCGCGAGCGCAAAACGGUGAAGACGCUGGGCAUCAUCAUGGGCACGUUCAUCCUCUGCUGGCUGCCGUUCUUCAUCAAAGCGCUCGUGAUGCCCUUCUGCCCCUCGUGCCAGAUGCCCGUGUGGCUCAGGGACGUGAUCAACUGGCUGGGCUACUCCAACUCCCUCCUGAACCCCAUCAUAUACGCCUACUUCAACAAGGACUUCCAGAGCGCCUUCAAGAAGAUCAUCAAAUGCCAUUUCUGCAGACCCUGAACGCUGCAGCCCCCUUCUCUGUAAAUCAGUUUGGACUGAACGUCGUCAUUGACUUGCUGCGAACAGGUUGUUCAAACAGACCUCGGUGAGUUGACAGAGGUGAUGAUGGGGGGAGAAAAAAUCUGCGUACAGUAUUAUCUCAGUGUACUCAACUGUGGAAGAGGUCGUUAUGUAUUAUACAUUAUAUUGUUUCUAUUUUCAGAAAAAGGUGUAUAAUACUGUGUAUAUGAUGCAGAGGAACAACAUGUACCACUCAUGUCCAUUUGAAACAUGAAUGUGUUCAUGCUGUUGAAUAAACUGGUUCUGAACUGA